Messenger RNA from Diplodia corticola, 1341 nucleotides. RefSeq names its product flavin-containing monooxygenase 1. The record is from RefSeq and is a predicted model, not a curated record. Bases 1 to 1341 code for a protein of 446 amino acids. The transcript is spliced from 2 exons. NCBI's taxonomy places the organism in Eukaryota, Fungi, Ascomycota, Dothideomycetes, Botryosphaeriales, Botryosphaeriaceae.
AUGGCACUCUCGACGCGCAACAUCUUCCUCGUCGCGUUGGGUGUUAUUGGAACCUACGGAACCUGGGGCCGGUGUUUCCAAGAUGGCACCCUCGGAUACAUUCUCACCGCUGUCUUUAGCGACAAACAGCCCUUCCUCCUUCCCGGCACCGAUAGAGAGCCCCUCAUCAAGAACAUGACGGGCAUCUGGCCACUGGACCGCUUACUCGCCGUCCUCGUCCUCUUUUUCUGGCAAGCAGCUGACGGCUCCCACCCUACCACUUCCGCCGUUGGGCUCUAUUUUGCUGCUCAGCAUCUGGGGCUGGUGGUUAACAUGCACCUGGGGAGCCUACACGGAAGAUCGAAACUCAACCCCACGCUCUGGACCCUCCUCUUCCAGGCUCUGGCCAUAGGCACCGCCGGGCCGCUCUACGCCUUUCUCCACCUCUCCACCGCCGCCGCCGCCGCCACCACCACCCCUCGUCUCAACGCCGCCUCCACCACACGCGCCAUCCGCUCUCUCCCCCUCGCCUGCCUCCUCGGCUACGUCCUCCCCGCCCUGCUCAUGGCCCUCCGCGGCCACGGCUUCAAACAGCACGCCAUCGCCGCCUGGAACGUCUUCCCCGUCUGGAUCCUGUUGGUGCAGCGGCUCGUCCAGCUCCCCGCGCUCCUCCUCCUCUCCCCCUCUUCUUCUUCUUCUUCUUCUUCUUCUUCUUCUUUCCCAUCCUCCUCCCGCGCCGUCUACGCCGCCACCAUGCUCGUCGCCGCCGCCGCCCACGUCGCCACCGUCGCGCUGACGGCCGCCGCCGCGCUGUUCCCCAUGGCCUUUGCGCCGGGCUACGCCGCCGCGCUGCGACCCGGCCGCGUGUUCGUGCCGCCGGUGGCACUGGCGGCAGCGCCGUCGUCAGCCGCGACCACCGCCACCAUCGGCGAGGGCGUGCGCGGCUUCAUGCUGUGGGACCAGGCCGUUGGGUACGCCGUCGUGCUGUUCCUGGCCGUCGACGGGUUGCUGGGUAGCUGGGGCGUGGGGCGGGAAGAGGAGGAAGAGUCCGAGCGGAUCAGACACCCUCAUGAGAGCGUCGGGAUUGCGCAGCCGAAGAUGGACGUCAAGGCGGCGGCAGUGGAUGAUGUUGGUGAGAUCAAGAAAGGACGAGCAGCGGUGCGCCGUGACGGCCGCGCUUGGCUGGUGACUGGGGGCGCGGCGCUGUUGGGCGCUGUGCUGGUGGGGCCGGCGGCCGUGGUGCUGGGCUUGCAGUGGGCGGCGGACGAGUUGGCCUGGAAGACGGUGAAGGAACAAAAGAAGCGGACGGGGCGCUCGGUUGCUACCGGUCCAAGGAAAGGAAGGGCGGAUCAAGGCCGGUAG